AUGCGCGCGACCAGCUCGUUGACAGUUGCUAUCCAGAUCUCUGUCGUCUCCGCCACAGAGCGUACGCGCAAGUGUCGAGAUAUCGCGUCGCGUGCUGGCUGGCGGAGAUCUUCCCGCCGGCUCGCGAACGGCCAAGUCCGAGAGCCUGUCCUUGCCGUUGAGUUCGCCGAUGUGUCUAUCGAUGCGAGCCGAGUUGAGGAGCUUAAGGUCUUGGUCGCAGGACUCCGAGGCUCAGUUACAACGUCAAAACGGUCCAGCGCGGACCCAACACCAGCGCUAGCUACUGUGGCACCUGGAAAACUCCAGGCCCUCGGCUGUGCGAAAGAAUCCUUUCUUGAGCCUGAGGUGCCCUUGCACGAGAGCUGGGGCGGUGCUGGCAUAUGGGAUCUCUGAGCCGUUCUGCGGCUUAGCGUUGCGCAGAUCCUGGUGCGCCUUUGCUGAGGACACCAUAUUCAAUUUAUGACACCUGCCGUUGAGAGCCACGACCGGCGUCACUCGGAUGCGCGCCAUGUCCGAUACUUCGCGGUCGCCGAGAUAUAUCAUGUUCUCGGCGCAGUCUUCUACGCACUUGCCUGUCGCUGAUCCAGACCCCCCGCGCGUGGCGGAGGGCACGCGUGUUGACGCGUUCACACGAGAUGUCAGAAGGUGACGUGCCUUGACAGCCGCUCAAGUACUGGAGCGCUGGCUCUCGCUGCUUCCUCGCAGACAAUGAACGUAACCGCACUGAAGGAGCGCCAUGUGACUAGCGAUUAUCCUAUGACACAGGUUGCGGGGCUGUCACGUU
This is a messenger RNA of Phanerochaete carnosa HHB-10118-sp, 784 nucleotides long. RefSeq lists its product as uncharacterized. The record is from RefSeq and is a predicted model, not a curated record. The transcript is spliced from 2 exons. The coding region runs from base 1 to 393 and encodes 130 amino acids. NCBI's taxonomy places the organism in Eukaryota, Fungi, Basidiomycota, Agaricomycetes, Polyporales, Phanerochaetaceae.